AGCAAAUCUUAUUGGUAAAGUCGUGUGUGUAUUGCUUUUUUUUUUUAAGAACCAUUUCCUUUCAGUUUUAACCAUAUUACUGUGCACACAGUUUGCACUCAGUCUGUCAGCGGAGCAGCUUUCUGUUUUGAUAGCUGAGAAGUGUACCUUCAUGUCUGAAAAAAGACAUGGUUAAUAAACUAGUUCCAAUUUUAAGAUGUUUCACUUAGAAGAUGAUAGUGAAGAUGAGGAGGAGAAGGUUCAUGAAGGCUCAUUAAGUAAAACUGAAGGUGUUCACCAUGGAAAGGCCCCUGCUGGUAUCCUGUCUCAAACCAUGAAUUAUGUGGGACAGCUGGCUGGCCAGGUGAUUGUCACUGUGAAGGAGCUCUACAAGGGCAUCAACCAAGCCACUCUGUCUGGGUGCAUUGACGUUGUCGUGGUGCGGCAGCAGGAUGGCACCUUUCAGUGUUCACCGUUUCACGUUCGGUUCGGGAAGCUGGGAGUCCUGAGAUCCAAAGAGAAAGUGAUUGAUAUAGAAAUCAAUGGCGAUGCCGUGGAUCUUCACAUGAAAUUGGGUGACAAUGGAGAAGCUUUCUUUGUGGAAGAGACUGAAGAGGAAUAUGAGAAGCUUCCUGCUUACCUUGCCACCUCACCAAUUCCUACUGAAGAUCAGUUCUUUAAAGAUAUUGACAGCCGUUUGGCGAAAUCUGGUGGAAAUGAAAGACCAUCUCAGAGUUCAGACAUCUCACACAUCUUGGAAACAGAGAGAGUUUUCACUCCAAGUUCUGUGAAAAAGAAAAAACGAAGGAGAAAGAAAUGCAAACAGGACAGUAAGAAGGAAGACCAGGCCUCUUCCCCUGCUGCAGAGGACAUGGUGGAUGUGAACCUGAGCUCUGACGAUGACAAGCGGGCCCAGUCAGCAAGAGGAUCUUCAAAUGCUUCCUUAAAGGAAGAGGAAUGUAAAGAGCCUUUGCUCUUCCAUUCUGGGGAUCACUACCCCUUAUCUGAUGGAGACUGGUCCCCUUUAGACAACCCCUAUUCCCCGACGGCAGUGUGCCCUAAGAGCGAUUCAGAGCUAGAGGUGAAACCUGCCGAGAGCCUGCUCAGAUCUGAGUCCCACAUGGAGUGGACGUGGGGCGGGUUCCCAGAGUCCACCAAGGUCAGCAAAAGAGAGAGACCUGACCAUCAUCCUAGGACGGCUACGAUUACUCCAUCAGAAAAUACCCAUUUUCGGGUAAUUCCCACUGAGGACAGCCUCAUAAGUGAUGUUGAAAAGGAUGCUUCCAUGGGAGAAACGGUCUGUACCAUUGUGAAACCCAAACCCAGAGCCCUGUGUAAGCAGAUGAGCGAUGCUACUGGAGCUGCAGAACUUCUCGAACCUCUCCUUGAGCCUCCUCCGAUCUCAUCUAUGUUAGAUGCGGACCACCUUCCUAACCCCUCGUCAGUGGAGGCUCCAUCAGAAUCAAAACCAGCAGCUAAAGUAGACUCGCCGUCAAAGAAGAAAGGUGUCCACAAGAGAAGCCAACACCAGGGACCUGAUGAUAUUUACCUGGAUGACUUAAAGGCUCUAGAACCUGAAGUUGCAGCUCUCUAUUUCCCUAAAAGUGAAUCAGACCCUGUCUCCAGGCAGUGGCCCGAGUCUGACACGCCCUCUGGCUCCCAGUCCCCACAGUCCGUGGGAAGCGCAGCUGCCGAUAGCGGCACUGAGUGCCUCUUGGAUUCUACCAUGGACUUGCCCGACGUCACCCUCUCCCUUUGUGGGGGCCUCAGUGAGAACGGAGAAAUUUCUAAAGAAAAAUUCAUGGAGCAUAUCAUUACUUAUCAUGAAUUUGCAGAAAACCCUGGACUUAUAGACAAUCCUAACCUUGUAAUACGGAUAUAUAACCGUUACUAUAACUGGGCUUUGGCUGCUCCCAUGAUCCUUAGCUUGCAAGUGUUCCAGAAGAGUUUGCCUAAGGCCACAGUCGAGUCCUGGGUCAAAGAUAAGAUGCCAAAGAAAUCUGGUCGCUGGUGGUUUUGGCGUAAGAGAGAAAGCAUGACGAAACAGCUGCCGGAGACCAAGGAAGGGAAGUCGGAGGUGCCGCCGACCAGUGACCUGCCGUCGGGCGCAAAGGAGCCGGCUGGUGGCAGGCUGGCCGAGGAUGACUCGUCGAGUGACGAGGGAUCACAGGAGCUGGAAGAAUCGAUCAAAGUGGACCCCAUCCCCACAGAGCCCCCAAGCCGCUGCAGCACCACCUCAUAUAAGAAGUCUCUUCGACUCUCCUCGGACCAGAUUGCAAAACUGAAGCUCCAAGAUGGCCCAAAUGAUGUUGUUUUUAGUAUUACAACCCAAUAUCAAGGUACCUGCCGCUGUGCAGGGACCAUUUACCUAUGGAAUUGGAAUGACAAGAUCAUCAUUUCGGAUAUUGAUGGAACAAUAACCAAGUCUGAUGCUUUGGGACAGAUUCUUCCACAGCUGGGUAAAGACUGGACUCAUCAGGGUAUAGCGAAGCUCUACCAUUCCAUCAACGAGAAUGGCUACAAGUUUCUGUACUGUUCUGCCCGUGCCAUUGGCAUGGCCGACAUGACCCGUGGCUACUUGCACUGGGUCAAUGACAAGGGCACGAUCUUGCCCCGGGGCCCUCUGAUGCUGUCCCCCAGCAGCUUGUUCUCGGCCUUCCACAGGGAAGUAAUAGAAAAGAAACCAGAAAAGUUCAAAAUUGAGUGUCUAAACGAUAUCAAGAAUCUGUUUGCCCCAUCUAAGCAGCCCUUCUAUGCUGCCUUUGGAAACCGUCCAAAUGAUGUCUAUGCUUACACGCAAGUUGGAGUUCCAGACUGCAGAAUAUUCACUGUGAACCCCAAGGGAGAAUUAAUACAAGAAAGGACCAAAGGAAACAAGUCAUCGUAUCACAGACUGAGCGAGCUCGUGGAGCAUGUGUUCCCACUUCUCAAUAAGGAACAGAAUUCCGCCUUUCCAUGCCCAGAGUUCAGCUCCUUCUGCUACUGGCGAGACCCAAUCCCCAAAGUGGACCUGGACGACCUGGCCUGAGGCAGCACCUCGGGGGGAGGUCCUCAGUUACUCGCUUGGAAGCGAGAGAAAGGGACUGGCAUUUCUGCUGGACAGAGGACACUGGGCUCUCCGAGCCACAAGCGUGGAACAAGACAUGAGUUGCCGGGCGGGCACCAGCAGGGACUGAGAGAGCUCCUGGAGCUGGAGCUGCUGCCCUCCUGCACCUUCGCGGAUCUGGCGGGGUUGCUGCAGCUCAGGGCCCCGGCGGGAGAAGGGAGGGGAGCUCAGACCUGAGGUUGGAGGCGCUGCACUCCUGUCACUGGUCCUGACACGCUGUGUCAGGUUGUGUACUGGGUGCUCCUUUAAUUGAAUAAUUUAAAAGGAAGAAAAAAGAAGCUAAAUAAGAGUGGACCAAAACAUUGCGCAAAGUAAAGUGUUAUAUUUUCCA
This is a messenger RNA of Ceratotherium simum simum (southern white rhinoceros), 3416 nucleotides long. It is a transcript of the gene LPIN2, whose product is annotated as lipin 2. Lineage: Eukaryota; Metazoa; Chordata; Mammalia; Perissodactyla; Rhinocerotidae. Gene Ontology annotation, cellular component: nucleus; endoplasmic reticulum membrane; cytosol. The record is from RefSeq and is a predicted model, not a curated record. Gene Ontology annotation, molecular function: phosphatidate phosphatase activity; transcription coactivator activity. Gene Ontology annotation, biological process: triglyceride biosynthetic process; fatty acid catabolic process; positive regulation of transcription by RNA polymerase II.